AUGGAAAAGAAGCAAUUCAACAAGGAUGGAGGCUCAGAGAAAAUGUACUCUAAAGAUCCAGGUUCAGACACAAGAAGCUCCAAGGAUUUUAGUGUGGAGAAAAAAGCCACCAACUUUACCUUGACCCUUAAAUCAGCUGUUCUGAUCCAGCGGUGGUAUCGGCGCUUUAGAGCCCGGCUUGAAAUGCGGCGGAGAUGCACCUGGCGCAUCUUUCAAUCCAUUGAGUAUGCAGGAGAACAGGACCAUAUGAAGCUCAACCAUUUCUUUGACUAUCUUAUAGAGAACGUCAUGCCAAGUAACAAGAAAGACAGGAAGUUCAUUGACCAUAUACUGUCAGAGACAGAAAUUACAAAAGAAAGACUGGAAACAAUGGAGUCUACGAUGGUACCAGACAGUUACAAAGGCCCUCGUCUUAGCUUCCCUCUCACCCCGGAUGAUGCAGUAACCAUCCUGGAAGCCUUCAGAAAUAAUCAGCAGCUUCAUCCUUACUACGUUCUAAAACUCUUCCAAGAGACAGAACAGCAUCUCAGCCAGCUGCCAAAUAUCACCAGCAUCUCUACCUGCUACAGCGAGGAGAUCACUGUGUGUGGAGACUUACACGGGCAAAUAUUUGACUUAUUUCACAUAUUUUAUAAGAAUGGACUUCCUUCUCCACAGAAGUCUUAUGUCUUCAAUGGUGACUUUGUUGACAGAGGCAAGCAUUCCAUUGAGAUCCUGAUCAUUCUCUUUGUUCUCCUCUUGAUUUACCCCAAAGAGGUCCACCUGAACCGAGGAAACCAUGAGGAUUACAUGAUCAAUUUCCGCUACGGGUUUACCAAGGAAAUCACACACAAAUACAAGGAUCAUGCCAAUAGAAUUCUGAAGGCCCUUAAGAAGGUCUUUAGCAGCCUGCCAUUGGCCACCCUGGUUGACAAGAAAGUCCUGAUUGUACAUGGAGGAGUGUCAGAUAAGACCAGUUUGGAACAGCUAGCCAAGAUUGAGAGAUGUAAGAUUCUCUCUGUGCUAGCACCAAAGAGAAAAAAGACCAUGAAUUCUAUUGAAACUGAAGGUGGCAAACCUGCCAAGGAUACUUCUAGAACCAAGUUUGAUCUCUCCCAACGGGGACAGCAGGCAGUCCAGGAAGAGUUGAAAUCCUCCCGUAAGUCAUCUGAAAUCAGAAGAUACUCAGGAAGCACUUCAGCAUUGGAAUCGAAUGAGAUCUCCAGUGACUACACAACCUUUGAAGAUGAGGACGUUCAACAGAUUUUGGAUAUUUUGUGGAGUGACCCUGAUCCUAAAGAUGGAUGCAGAAUGAAUGAAGAAAGGGGCGGAGGCUGUUACUUUGGACCUGAUGUGACAGAGAUGUUUCUGCACAAACACAACCUGCAGUUCAUCAUCCGCUCUCAUGAAUGUAAGCCAGAGGGUUAUGAGUUCUGCCACAAUCGCAAGGUCAUAACCAUAUUUUCAGCUUCAAACUAUUAUGCAACGGGCAGCAACCGGGGUGCCUACAUCAAACUGGGACCUGACCUCAUCCCUCAUUUUGUCCAGUUUCAAGCCACCAAAGGAGUAUCACGUCAACUGACCAUGAUUCAAAGGAUCAGCCGAGUGGAGGAGUCAGCCUACCAAAUUUUAAGGGAGAAAUUGUUUGCAUACAGAUCAGAACUCACCGUAGCUUUCAAGAGGUUUGAUAAGAAGAACACAGGCUUCAUCACUCUAAAUGACUGGGCAAAAGCUAUAGAGUCUGUCCUCCACCUUGGACUGCCGUGGCGGAUGCUGAGCUCACAUCUGGUAUUGCAACAGACCUGUGGGAAGCUGGAAUACAGGACGUGGCUCAAAGACAUUGUGACGGAAGAGCGGUCUUCCACCCAAGAGCGCCUUCAGUCAAGUUUGCUGGAAAGCAUUUACCGAAACUUACCCAAUCUGGAGACUAUCUUCAGCAUCAUCGACUCUGAUAAUUCAGGAUUUAUUUCUCUUGAAGAGUUCCAUCAAACCUGGAAGCUGUUCAGUUCCCAUAUGAAUAUUGCUAUCUCAGAUGAAAACAUCAAUGAUUUGGCCCGUAGCAUUGAUUUCAAUAAGGAUGGGAAAAUCGACUUCAAUGAAUUCAUUGAGGCGUUCCGCCUAGUUAGACAACCACCUUCCUCAUGAAAAUCAAAGUCAUGUGGGCUGGGCUGGUGGGUAGAGUCCACUGUCUCAAAUGCCAAACAUUCAGGGUUGCUACUUCUGUACUCAUCUUUUACUCUAAGAUGUGCCUCUGAACUAACUCCAAAGGGUGAAUUAUUUACUGCUACAAAUGGAGCAAUGUUUACUUUUCUUGAAUUCAACAGCAGAAGAAACUGGAUAUCUUCCUUCUCAUCUUAACUUUCAAGCAUUGAAGCUUUUUAAUAAAGUGCUGGAGAAAAUGGAAACAUUUCAGAUAAA
Candoia aspera is the source of this 2397-nucleotide messenger RNA. It is a transcript of the gene PPEF2, whose product is annotated as protein phosphatase with EF-hand domain 2. The transcript has 16 exons. NCBI's taxonomy places the organism in Eukaryota, Metazoa, Chordata, Lepidosauria, Squamata, Candoiidae. Gene Ontology annotation, molecular function: Hsp90 protein binding; manganese ion binding; calcium ion binding. Gene Ontology annotation, biological process: negative regulation of MAPK cascade; detection of stimulus involved in sensory perception. The coding region runs from base 1 to 2124 and encodes 707 amino acids. The record is from RefSeq and is a predicted model, not a curated record.